UGUUGCUAGCGGAAAAUUUCCGAAUGCCAACGUAUAGCUACUAGCAAAAUUGUUACACAAGACAAUUAUGUUUGAAACACAGGAAAAGGUUAUCAGAAAGAAUUCUUUGAAGCUGUUGUGGUUGAUAGGCGGUAAGGUGGAGCAAUUCUUUCAGUACCUUGCUAGUUUAGGGAUUAUAAUUGUAAGCCAUAUUAGGCCUUUGCGGUAACGUUCACGCAGUUAGAAAACUUUAGUUCUUGAUUUGUGCUGUGGUCUUAACGGAUGAGCUAUAAAAACUACUUUACACAACAUAUUAGCUUGAAAUAAAUCGUACCUACCGUAUAAUCAUGGUGUACUGCAAGGUACUACAUGAAAUUGCUUGUUCUGCAUAAAAUAAUCAGUUCUAUUUCAUGUUUUGCGUCUAUAAGCGAUAUUCGUUAGGUGCUGUUGAGUAGAAUCGUGCAAAAGGAAUUCUAAAGUAAACGUUUCCUCGGCUCAGUGGGAUUAGGUUAGGGUUACCCUGCCAUGUAACGCACAGUUGCAUGUUUUUAGACAGAGAACUGGUAUAAUUAUAUUGUGCUUCAGAAGAACCAGGAAAAUAUGCACAUGGUUUCGAUCUACGUUUUCAUCCUUUCCCUAUGCAAUUGUGGAAUCGUGAAAGUUCCCGACCUUUCCGUUUCCUUCCUAGCGCACGUUAAUUUCUUGUUGCACUUUGGAAUCUUUGCUGAAAGUCCACUUUCUAGUAUCGACAGUAUCAGAUAGAAUUUGCAUAUCUGUGUAACGCGCAAAUGUAAAUUCUUUACCAAACAAUUAGAUAUUGAGUCGGUGAAGCGAGUCUAUGUUAUUUUACUUAAUAGCAUAAAAUAAGCUCUUUUGUUAACCUUUCAUAGAGACGCAUUAGGCUCUUUACGAGAGAUUGAUCAUGUGCCUAGACGGACACAGGAGGCUAGUUCUCCUGGAAAGAUACUGACAUAAAAUAGGAAAAACGUUUAAAUAUAUACGAGUCCCGUGGCUCCUUUUUUGAUUACAGUUUUACUGAUUAUCGACAAGAAAAAGGAAAAAGAUUUUUGUUGUUUAGGUGACUUUAAGCUAAACUAAUCCUCCCACGGGUAUGGAAAGACCUACAUGCUUGCCUUGUAACUUUGUAAAAGGCGACUGAGCAUGAUUUUCCGGAUGUGAUUACGGGCAGCACCGUUCUAUCCAUGGCCAGUAGCCUAGCCGUUCGAAGGAAGAGGCAGUCUACCCGUAUUGACGGCUAAUAUGGAUGAUGCGGGUAAUUAACCCAUUCCCGUACAAGUAAACGGUGUAUCUGUUAAGGUCUCUAUCAGUACUUGUAUUGUUAUUGUACCAGUGCUUAGAAAUGUAUCAACGCUUCUUUCAAUUUAAACUGGUUUAUCAGUUUCGUCUGUUUUCAAUUGUUACACUAACGUUUUCAAUUAUCAUUUUUCAUCCUCAGCCAUUAUCGCAAGAUCUGCUUGGUCAAAUGAAGGUACAGAAAUGUCAAAUAGUUUGUAAAGACUGAGUUGCCUAGAAUCAGGGACAAAAGUAGUUGACACACUUGUCUAAAACGUGUUCUUUUAUCAACAAUUUCAUUCAGUUAUAUCAUUUCAUUCUGUUUAAACGCCGUAAAUCCCCCAACCCCCAAAUCAACAUUGUUUGCAGUAAGAGAAAGACUUGUGGGUCUAAAGCAGAACAUUGAUUUUUGGGGAAGGGGGUGGGGGUACACAGGGGGAGCGGAUAGGUAGGACCACUAUGCAAAAAGGGGCCAUUUUAUAGAAGUGUCUUGACACUUUUGUCCCUCAUUGUAGAUGGACAGAAAUAGAUGGUUCAUUAAAAGCAUUUACGUUGCAACAAUGAAUUCAUUUUCUUUAAAUGCUAAGAAAUAUCCUGCGAGAUAAACUACUAAUGUACUGGCCUAAUCUAAGUACCUAACUGAAAUCUACAAUAAGAAACCUUAAAAUAGUUGUAAGGACAUUGCGAAAUUCAAACGAGUAACAAGAAAGGGCGGCUGUCUCCUUUAGUGUUGUAAAUUUAUUAGGUAGCUGUAUGUAGAUUUCAUGUCAAACUGAUUUAAGUCGGAAAUACAUUUUCAUGAUUAAAAACACAUUUACAGUGCUUUAUUUCUUAAUUUAUUGGAGUUGUGUAAUCAUUCACACCAUGCAAGAUCCUAUACCGAUGCAGAUACGUUAGACAGUCUGGCACGUUGGCACGAAGCACCAAACGGCAACAACACCUAACAACAGGAGCAAAAAAUGAAAAUGGGUUAAUGACUAGAUAAAGAUAUACUCACCUACAGCAAAUAUAGUUUCACUUCAGGAAUUUGAUAGAGUUUAAAUUUUCAUGCAAAUCCUCAGACUCUAAGAUAUUGAUUAGACUCAUUUGAAUGUUUUUGAUCUUAGAAAAGACACAGACACUCCUCUUGAACCCCUUGCUUUAGCUCAUUUCGUUCAACUUUUCAGUUUGCAGUGAAAUAGUUUAUCUUGGUGGUGACUUCGGAAUACACCGAGGAAGAUUUUCAAGCCCAGGUUAUCCGUCCGGGACCUACCCGAGUAGGGAGAAAUGUACGUGGAUAAUAAAGGUACCAUUGAAUUACCGUGUUUUACUGCACUUCGAUGGUCUGGACGUGGAAUCCUGUCCAACUGCAACGAACAAUUGCGCGUGCGAUUAUGUGACUGUAUCCGAUGGACAGCUAUUAAGAGACAGACUUCUAGCAAAACUCUGUGGAACUAAGCCUCCCUCCGAUAUUAUUUCCAGUGGAAGGUUUGUUAGAGUUGAUUUAGUGACGGAUGAGUUAAAUGAAAGGAAUUUCAAAGGUUUCUCUGCGCAGUUUUAUUCCAUUUCACCGGAUGGCGCUACACCUACAAGUAUCGAUGAACGAGAUACUGGGAACAACAAAAAGACGGUACCACCUGAGCAGGAUGGCCCCGAAAAAGGUAAUCAGAUUCUCAUCGAUCGUAAUGCUCUUGAUCUUUGUCUAUUAAAGACAGAUAAUAAGAGAAGGUAUGACCUGACAGUAACAAUUGUCUCACGGAACUAAUUGGAGAUACGUUUCGGAUCAAAUUGUAAUUUGGGUUGACUUUUGGGGAGGGAGGAAAACCGGGAUGCUUACAGUUUGUACAAACCGCUCGGGUGGAAGUCUUGCGCAAUACUGUAUUACAGGGAUUUUUAAAAAAUCGUCGGGUUAAUGAACAGAGGAACUCCCUGUGUUGAGACCCUUUACUACCAAGGCGAGUGCAAUGCACUCCUUUAAGCGCCAGCUCCUCACAGUACAUGUGGUAGCUGUUGGCUGGGACUGUAAAACAGUCUCGUGCGAUGCGUAUGAAGUCGUGGAUCGUCUAAAUUAAUAGGCCGCUGCCCGGGUGAUAUGGCUGUGCGCAUGCACAGGUACUGGCCAUACCGCGGAGUUGAGUAGUGUGACCAUUGCUUUCAGAUGGUUUAUUAUGUGCGUUUUGUUUGUCUUAGGUGGUAGCAGCACUAUAAUGAUCGCUGUCGUGUGUAGUCUUGGUGGAGUUGCAAUAGUCGGCAUAAUUUUAGUCUGCAUUUAUAUGAAGACGAGAAAGCAAGCCCAAGCAAACCCCGCACCCAGAGGACAUCCCAGUGCUUCUUUCCAAAGGACUCAGGAACCCUCACGACCCCCACCUCCCUACUCAUCAGUGGUUUCUAACGCACCCCCUUCUUACUCAUCAACGGCCUCCCUAGGGUAAACACGACCCAAAGCCAUGACUGGCUACUACCCCUUGGGCUACAACUAUGUUAUUAGAAGAAAUGCGAUAUUUGUGAUGGAAACCAGAAGAUCUUACUACCCGUAGCCUGUGUACAAACGUCCCCACUCCCUCUCAGAAAAAAUGGGGAGAAGAGAACUCUCACGAUUUUUUUCUGCGGGGGGGAGGGACCGUUCUGUACACAGGCUAACCACCUGGCGA
Molecule: messenger RNA, 3902 nt
Organism: Porites evermanni
Lineage: Eukaryota; Metazoa; Cnidaria; Anthozoa; Scleractinia; Poritidae
Source: the annotation of a GenBank genome assembly